Messenger RNA from Rhineura floridana, 2652 nucleotides. It is a transcript of the gene PIERCE1, whose product is annotated as piercer of microtubule wall 1. The record is from RefSeq and is a predicted model, not a curated record. NCBI's taxonomy places the organism in Eukaryota, Metazoa, Chordata, Lepidosauria, Squamata, Rhineuridae. Bases 160 to 573 code for a protein of 137 amino acids. Gene Ontology annotation, cellular component: axonemal microtubule. The transcript has 3 exons. Gene Ontology annotation, biological process: axoneme assembly.
CUAGCAACACAGCAGCUUUGUCCGGGCACAAGGCACAACCACCGCCCUUGCUGGCUCUUUGAUGUUUGGAGAGUUCCCUGUUCCUUCCUCUCCCCCACCUGUGGUUUUUUUUUUAACCUGCCCAAAGCGGGCGCUGCCCCGCUGCAGUCUCCUCCCCGAAUGUCCCAGGAACUGCCUUGCCCAGAUGCCACAGCCCCUCUCCCGAAGAAGGAAGGGGGCGAACUGCAGAGAACUUCCGAUUACUACAGGGUUGAGCCGAACUUGCCUACCAGGUUCAACUACCCCGGAUGGUUCCGCGGUUACAGAGUGAAGGAGCCCAACCCGCUGUUCAGAACCACCAGCAUGGAUUAUGGCAGGAAACCCCCCACCGUGCACGAAAUGCCGACCUGCUUCCACGCCUCCCCGCAUGCCUUCACAGACCACCUUGUAAAGUUUGGUGUGCCCAGGAACAGCGGUAUCAACACUGUCACGGAGAAAAGCAACGUGACAGGCCUGGACAACCUGAUCACUCCCUUUGACACGUUAAAUUUCCACCCCAGUUACAGGACCGGUGGGCCGUCUUUUUGCGAGUAGCAGGCUCAGAAGGCCAGGCGCUGCUCCCUUCCGCUUCCUACUUCCUGUCCUUUCUCCUGAGCAACACCACCAAGAAACGAUUCCAAAAAUCUCCUAGUUCAAAACUCCUGAAGAAAUACUUCCCUUCUGCGGCCCUGGGUGCAAUGAACGCUUUACGCUGACUUUACUCUGCCGUUCCUGGGAAGCUUACAGGCUCCCGCAGGUGGAGCCGAGUGGCUUGGGCAAAGAGCUUGCAGAAAAAGUCACUGUUGUCGAAGGCUACCCUGUGACAAUAGCGCUGACUGCCAUUAAAACAUUGGGAAUCGGCAAAAGUGUGCAUGUACUGUCUGGCUUGACACUUAGGGGAAGACCUGUGGCUCUGUGGGUAGAGCACCUACUUGCGCGCAGAAGGUCCCCGGUUCAAUCCCCAAUGGCACGUCCAGGGAGGGCUGGGAGAGAUUCCCUGACUGAAACCCUGGAGAGCUGCUGCCAGUCAGCGUUGACAGCACUGAGCUAGAUGGCCCAACUCGGUAGAAAGCUGCUUCCUAUGUUCUUGUUUAAAUCAGAACUAUGAGGACUAGAAUCUUACUAGUUGAGGCUGGCCCAUUAGGGCUACUGGGGCACCUCGUCGACCCUGAGCCAGCCCCCACCUGCCUGCCAGCUCCCUCCUUAGACUCCAGGCCGCCCCUUGCAAAACUCAGCAGGAAGGAUCGAAACAAAACUAGCAAUGGCUUUGCCGGCCAUUGGCUCCCUGCCUUUCCCCCGCCUGCCUCAAUGGCCACCAGCCUCCACGGGAUCUUACCCACUGCAUGCUUUUGGCACCUGGCUCUGGUUGGGGUUCAGGUAAAACAAAACAACUGCCCCAAACAGCUUGCCCGCUGUUUGGGAACGGUCUGACAUGGUGCAGACACCACUUCCUCUAUCUUUUGCUGACUGAGACAGGUUCGGACCCAGAGUCAGGGUAACAUGGCAGGAACAAAUAGGCCCAAGAAACAGGAUUCCAGCAAUGAGACAAGGAAGGUAGAUGCUCCGCGUGAAAGAAGAGGAGCAGAAAGAAGAGCACGCCAGCCCCCCCCCCCCAUGUUGCUGGAUUCCAGCUCUCAUUUGACGCUGGCCGUGCUGGCUGCAGGGGCUGAUGGGAGGAGGAGUCCAACAACAUCUGCAGGGCAGCAGGUUGGGGCAGGCUGGUUGAGACUGAAGGCCUGCAAGGGCUGCCAGCUGUUGCUAAAGGUGCAACGGCGGUCCAGGAUAGUUUGGUUUUUGGUUUUGGUUUUUUUCCCCUGCCCAGUAAGGCCUCUGCAGGAAUAAUGCCAUCCAGAAAAUAAACAUUAUUUUCUGCAAGGUGUGUGUGCCACUGACAGAGCUGUGCCUCUCACUAACUGUCCCCUGCCCCCACCUUUCUCAGCCUGAGAGAGAGACAGAGAGUAAGCUCUUCCUGGGCCAACACUCUCCGCACCUGAGAAGCCAACAGAAUGAGAAAGGAGAGGGCGUAGUCAGUCAAAAUGUGUGGCAGGGGCCGUUUGCCUCCUUGGAGUGUUGGGGUGUGUGUGGGGGGGAUGAGAAGCAGAGGGAACUUGCUGGGCAGCGGAAGGCCUUCAGCAGAAAUCAAUACAGUGAAACCAAAGAAAUGCAAAAGGCGUCCCACAACGCAACAAGAGUCCGUUGCGAAUGCUGAGCAUGUUUACGAUUCUACAGCGUAUGAAUCAAGGUGAUUUUGCCGAAGUAGCCACUCUACGAGGAGAGUCCCCUCGCUGUGGCUGCCGGCCUGGAGAAACACUAACUGCGCAAUCCAAACCCGAGGAUCUGCCGGGAAGAGCACGUUUGGAAUAGGUGGAUCUUGGACUGUCCCAGGUGAGCGGGGUCUAUGCAGGGGCUUAACACCGGUGUUAAAUCCUCAAGAAGAGGUGUGGCAUGGCAGGAUGGAGGAAGGAGAGAUUUACACUUAUUCCAAACCGCUUUCAGCUCAGUCGUGUGGCCUGGCAACCCAGUGCAAAUAUAUGCCAGCAAAAGGGUGGUGCAAGUCAGACUCUGUUUUAAAGGCUUGUUGUUCUCCUCUGCCUGGCUCCUGAAUGGAGUUUGGAAUGGGUGUAACUUUUGCGG